CAGACACACAAUUAAAACACACGUAUUGAAUCAUUAUUUGCUUCGUCGAGCCUACUAGUCUUGUGUCUAUGCGUUGCAUAUAGUAUAUGUAUAUGCAUACAAUUAUAAAUAGAGACUACACCAACACCAAAACUCUUUCAUAUUCAAUAUUUCUCAUUUUGAACCCAAAAAACAAAAAAACAGAACAAGAAAAAGAAUGUCGAGCAGAGUCCAUGAAAGGGGCAUGGAGAUGGAUGAGGAAGGCUCUACAAAGAUGAAGAUGAAGACGAAGGUUUUAGAACUUCCAACGAAGAUCAAGAAGAUUCUAAAGAGUAUAUGGAAAGUUGGAAAAGAUGAUCCUAGGAGAGUGAAACAUGCUUUAAAAGUAGGAGUUUCUUUAACACUUGUGUCCUUAUUGUAUCUCAUGGAGCCUCUCUUCAAAGGCAUUGGAAAUAGUGCUAUUUGGGCAGUCAUGACCGUCGUGGUCGUCCUCGAGUUCUCUGCCGGUGCCACGUUGUGCAAAGGGCUUAAUAGAGGAUUAGGGACACUAAUUGCUGGAUCUUUGGCAUUUUUCAUCGAAUUUGUCGCUAAUGAUUCCGGCAAGAUUUUCCGAGCUAUUUUCAUUGGCGCUGCAGUUUUCAUAAUCGGAGCGCUGAUAACCUAUUUGAGAUUUAUUCCAUACAUAAAAAAGAACUACGAUUACGGCAUGCUUAUAUUUCUCUUGACGUUCAAUCUAAUAACAGUGUCGAGUUAUAGAGUUGAUACGGUGAUUAAAAUUGCACAUGAGAGAUUCUAUACUAUAGCCAUGGGUGUUGGCAUUUGCCUACUCAUGAGCCUUUUGGUUUUUCCUAUUUGGUCUGGUGAGGACCUUCACAAAUCCACCGUCGCUAAGCUCCAAGGCCUCUCUUAUUCCAUUGAAGCAUGUGUGAAUGAGUACUUUGAAGAGGAGGAGAAAAACGAAGAAACAUCAGAUUUAUCAGAAGACACUAUCUAUAACGGAUAUAAGACUGUUUUGGAUUCCAAAUCCGCCGAUGAAGCACUUGCAAUGUAUGCAAGUUGGGAGCCAAGACACACAAGACAUUGUCAUAGAUUUCCAUGGAAACAUUAUGUUAAAGUUGGAUCUGUUCUUCGUCUGUUUGGUUACACUGUUGUUGCUCUUCAUGGUUGCUUAAAAACCGAAAUUCAGACUCCGAGGCCUCUUCGUGGACUCUUCAAGGAUCCUUGCGUAAGACUAGCCGGAGAAAUCUGCAAGGUUUUGUCCGAACUCGCUGCAAGCAUUAGAAACCGACGUCACUGCUCGCCGGAGAUUCUUUCCGACAGUCUCCAAGUGGCAUUACAAGAUCUCAACACAGCCAUUAAAUCCCAACCUAAACUCUUCCUCGGCGCUAACCAAACCGGCAACGUUUCUCAAGGCAAUAGCGGUAGACAUAACCCUAACGUUGCAGUUUCACAACACAUCAAUAAAGACACAAACGAUGCUGCUUCACAUCAAACCGUAUCACGUCUUGAGCAAAACACUGGAACACCACGCGGGGAACGCUUGUCACGUUUUGGACCAAACGUCUCGUUUUCUAGAUUGAGGGCUGAUACGUUAGAACGGAGAUCCGCUGCAGCGAUUAACGAGAGGAAGAUCCUGAGGCAACAGUUGAGCAAGAUUGUGGUGAUGACGAGUCUUGAAUUCUCUGAGGCGUUACCGUUUGCUGCGUUUGCGUCACUUCUAGUGGAAAUGGUUGCUAGGCUUGACAAUGUGAUAGAGGAAGUGGAGGAACUAGGAACGAUCGCCUGCUUUAAGGAGUAUGAUAACAACGUUGAUCAGAAGGAUGUGGAGGUCCGAGUCGAGAAACCGGUUGAUCUAGUGGUUGGCGUAGAGUGAAAAUGCUGUUGCGAACAGUUUUGGUUUGGACCAUAUCCAUGUCGCUAGUAACCAACAUCAUGAUCUUUAAAACUAUUUUUGGUUAGGUGGCUAGCUAGCUAUACGUACUACACCAAUUGAGCUACAUAUUCCGGGUUAUAGUUUAUGAUAAGAUUUAGGAAGUUAUAAAUCGAACUAAUCGGUA
This is a messenger RNA of Arabidopsis lyrata subsp. lyrata, 2036 nucleotides long. RefSeq names its product aluminum-activated malate transporter 14. The coding region runs from base 197 to 1852 and encodes 551 amino acids. NCBI's taxonomy places the organism in Eukaryota, Viridiplantae, Streptophyta, Magnoliopsida, Brassicales, Brassicaceae. Gene Ontology annotation, cellular component: plant-type vacuole membrane. The transcript has 6 exons. Gene Ontology annotation, biological process: malate transport. The record is from RefSeq and is a predicted model, not a curated record.